This is a messenger RNA of Oryctolagus cuniculus (rabbit), 3053 nucleotides long. The record is from RefSeq and is a predicted model, not a curated record. Lineage: Eukaryota; Metazoa; Chordata; Mammalia; Lagomorpha; Leporidae.
GCCAGAUUCUGCAUCUCCUGCUGAUGAUAGCUUUGUUGACCCGGGGGAACGUCUCUAUGACCUCAACAUGCCUGCUUAUGUGAAAUUUAACUACAUGGCUGAGAGAGAGGAUGAACUAUCACUGAUAAAAGGGACAAAGGAUCGGCAGAAAAAGCUAAUCAGUACCCAGCCUGAAUGACCUCAGAGGGAGACUGAGAAGAGUGAGAACAUAACCCUGCCUGCUCACUGGCUUCUAGGAAGCAUCAGGGUCCCCCCAAGACAGAAUCUGUGCUCCAGGUAUCUCUUCCAGGCAGGUUCUCAGGCUCCCCAGCAUUUCUCUGGAACUAUCUGGGGCCACUCCCUGGGUUUAUGCCUGGCUGGAGGAGGGUGCAGCAGAGCCCGCCCCUUGUGAGCUGUCUGGGCCAGCUCCCCUUGCCAGAACAACGAAGGUUUCCUGGAACUCAGACCUCAGCUUCAACAUCUGCAUUCUGAAGCAAGAUGGCUGAGACGGACAGAACACUUCAUCCUGGAAGAGAGCAGUGUUCCGGAUCAAACUGAAUCUGCUAAACAGACUCACAAUGGUUCUGGAAGACAUUUGCACAAGUCUUGUCCUGUGGUUCUUCGCUCUGAUUCCAUGUUUGCUCACAGAUGGAGUGGCCAUUCUGCCUGCCCCUUCGAACCUCUCAGUACACUCAGCCAACAUGAAGCAUCUCUUGGUGUGGAGCCCAGUGGCCUUGCCUGGAGAAACAGUGUACUAUUCUGUCCAGUACCAGGGGGAGUACGAGAGCCUGUACAGGAGCCACGUGUGGAUCCCCAGCAGCUUGUGCUCGCUCACUGAAAGGCCUCAGUGCGACGUGAGCGACGACAUCACCGCCACAGUGCCGUACAACCUCCGUGUCAGGGCCACGCUGGGCUCACGGACCUCAGCCUGGAGCACCCUGAAGCAGCCCUUCAAUCGAAACUCAACGGUCCUCACGCCCCCUGUGGUGGCGAUCUCCAAGGAUGGCUUUCACCUGGUGAUCGAGCUGGAAGACCUGGGGCCGCACUUUGAGUUCCUCGUGGCCUACUGGAGGAGGGAGCCUGGCGCCAAGGAACACCUCAAAGUGCUCCGGAAUGAGGGUGUCCCGGUGCACCUGGCCACCAUGGAGCCUGGGGCCGCGUACUGUGUGAAGGCGCAGACAUUUGUGAAGGCCAUCCAGAGGCACAGCGCCUUCAGCCAGCCAGAAUGCGUCGAGGUGCGAGGAGAGGCUCUCCCGCUGGCGCUCGCCCUGUUUGCAUUCGUGGGCUUCAUGCUGAUCCUUGCGGUGGUGCCGCUGUCCGUCUGGAAAAUGGGCCAGCUGCUCCAGUAUUCCUGCUGCCCUGCGGUGGUCCUCCCGGACACCUUGAUAACCAGUUCAGCCCAGAAGUUGAUCACGUGCAGAAGGGACGAUGAGGACGCCUGCGCCACGGCUGUGCUGUCUGCCGAGGAGCUCUGCGGGGUGUGGCUGUAGCAGGCGUGGGCAGGGCCGGGGGAGCCUGAGAGCCUGGGCGGCACCACACGGGAGCCGUGGAGGGAGGCUGUUCUUUUGGUUUCCUCCACGGAUGAUGGACAGGGAAGCCUGCUGUGUCCACAUCUCAGAAGCAACUAUGGGGUGGACUGGCUUGAUGGAUAAAGCACUGGCUGGGGGCUCGGAGAGUGACUGGCGUUGCUGUUCCCAGCAGAGUAACCCUGGGGAUGGCCCCCAAAUGGCCCAUUUUCUCACCUGUAAUGAGGGGAUUAGCUGCCUGCCUCUCAAACACACACAUUCUCUCUUGUGGGUAUAUAAAAAUCUCCCCAGACUCCAGGAACCCGGUGACCCUGCCUCCCUCUGGCGAUAGGUUCUGCUUUCCUGGAGAGCAGGAUACAGAUGUGGAAUAAGAGCAAGGACCCCAUGCCCCGUGCACUUGGAGGUCACACUGUCCUUGAAGAGGAGAGGAAGGAUGGGUGCAGGGUGACUGGCUCAGCCAGUGACAGUGGGUGACCCAGAGGGUGGCUUCAGCCCCACUGACCGAGGACCCACAUAAGCACUGGGGGCCCACGGAAUACUGCAAAGUGCAGACAGCGUGUGCAUGCUGGGGGCUGCAGGUGGGCGUGUGUGUAUUUGAGAAGAGGGCGCAAGGAUGUGGAUAAGUGUGGUGUUUGCUGUGUUCCUCUGUCCUCUAGAGCUGCUACGAUGCAGAAGGAAAAAUAAAAGGGGGUUGCCCUAGGCCGUCUGUUCGGUUCCUACCGAAAGUGGUCUUUAGAGUUCUAGUCGCAUUGUCAGCUUGAGUGCAGGGAGGCUGGCAAGGUUUCCUUGGGAUAGGAGUGGGGGUACGCCCAGGAAGAGUGGGGGGUACGCCCAGGAAGAGCUAGGAGUGGGGGAAGGCCCAGGCAGAGCCGUCUGUCCUCUGCUCACAGACUCUGGGAGUCCACAGCCAGGGCUGCCUCGGGUGGUGCAGCCUCCAGCUGCAGGAGAAGCUGGCAGAGGUGGCUGGCAAAGGCUUCCCCUGGUCCGGUCCUCCUGGGCACAUCCUGGAGGUCCUGUGGGAACCCUCAUUUCCCUGAGGCAGCGUGCGUGGGGGAUCCCCAGCCGUCUCAGUCUGUUCCUGUGGGACCCGCCUCUGGAUGCCCUCUCCCUCGCCUCUGUGCUGCCAGGUGAGCCAAGGCCAGAGAGGGGAGGGAGGGAGGGAGGGAGGGAGGGAGUUUCCUGAAGGGUGAAGGGAUUGAUGAGCAAGCCCUAUGGCUCCACAUUUUAGCCUCUACCUCCCCCAGGUCGGGGGCUCUAAGUUGGUUCAUCUCAACCCCCACUUCUUAGGCCCCUUCCAGCCAGCUGGGGUGGAGAAGGUCUAACCGCUUCAGCCAGGUGUUUCCCUUCUACAAGACAGAGGCCCAACCCCAGCCCCACCUGGUGGGGUCUCCAAGAGACAAGAGGGUGGGCUGUGCCCCGGGCUACGAAGAUUCCUUUGGAGCAUUUUGUAUGCUAUUGUGUUGUUUGUUACAAAGUGUGUGUUAAUUUUACAUUUGGCCUACACUGGAAAAUGUUCAGUUUUCAAAAAUAAAGUGUACUUUUACAUGG